AUGUGUUACAUCAGCUUCGGGACCGCCGAGGAUUACCGCAGCGACUACAACCAGUUCCCGAAAUCCGUUAUUGGGGGACUCACUUGCAGGAACGAGCAGUGCACGGAGGUGUGGCCUGGGGAGAGGUGGCUGGACAUCAAGAGCCCCAUUGUCAAGACGAUCAUGGAGAAGCGCAUCAAGUUGGCGAAGAGCAAGGGGUGCGAUGGGGUUGACCCUGACAACAUCAACGCGUAUUCGAACAACAUCAUGGCUCAAUCCAUCAGCCGAUUCACCAUCACUGCCGAUGACCAGUUCAAGUACAACUCAUGGAUCGCCAACACUGUUCACAAUUUCCACCCUCCCCCGCUGGCCCUUUCCCUCUCCCAUUGCCCCCCUUUCCCCAUUCCCCCUCUGCCUUCAUCCCCCCGUUCUCACAUGCUCCCUCCACUUCCCCCCUGCUUCAGGUACGGCAUGUCAGUGGGUCUCAAGAACCCCGGCCCGCUCGCCCCCUCUUUCAUGGCGAGCCUCUUCGACUGGGCGAUCAUCGAGAGCUGCAUUUACUUCAGCGACUUUAGCAACAACGAGUGGUACAGCGGCAAAUACGCGUGCGAUUUCUCCAACGAGUUUAUUGUGCGCAACAAGGCCGUGUUCUCUAUCGAGUAUAAGGAGCUCUGGGGGACGUCUGCGAGCCAAGUGAACGGAAUCGCAUUCCCACAGGCCUUUUGUGCAAUCAGCAGCGCUCACGGCUUCAACACCAACCUCUGCAGCUACUCCCUGGGCACUGGGCCUCGCUACCCCUUCGCCAACUGCCCGCUGCACAAGCCUGCAGGGUGCGAUGCUGUGUGGAAAGAGUGUGUGAAGCAGAGUGUGUAUGCGCAGUACAAGCAGCAGGGCAUGGCGAGGUGGGAUGCUGUGGGGCAGUGCAUGAGGGCCAAGAGAGCAGCUUGCAGAUACAAGGCUUGA
Closterium sp. Naga37s-1 is the source of this 942-nucleotide messenger RNA. The record is from the annotation of a GenBank genome assembly. NCBI's taxonomy places the organism in Eukaryota, Viridiplantae, Streptophyta, Zygnematophyceae, Desmidiales, Closteriaceae.